AUGGCGGCGCCUGAGGACGCACUUUUGUUGGAGCGCAGCGCUGUGCCGGUUUGCUUCCCCGGCAUGGUGGCGCACUGGCCAGCGGUGCAGCUGUGGCGCGGCGAGUCUGGACUGCAGCGUGUGAUGCAGCUGGCAGGCGAGGCCCGGGUGGAAGCGAUGGUGACGGGAGGCGAGCAGGCGGUGGGCGACAUGCAGCACCUGGUGCUGCUGGGCACCACGCUGAGAGAGUUUCUGGAUGGCACGCUGGAGCGGCAGCUGGCGCAGCGCCAGCCUCCAGGCGCUGCACCGCUGCGCCUGUACCUGGCGCAGAGCCCUGUGUGCGUGGCAGCGCCGCCCGGCACCGGCAGCAGCGGCGGCGCCGGCAGCGGCACCGCCCGUAUGCAGCCCGCCGCGCUGCAGGCGCUGAUGGAAGACCUGGGGGCGCCCUGCCUGAUACAGCGGGUGCAGCUGUCGCAGGCCAACUUCUGGGCCAGCUUGAGGGCCACCCGCUCCUCCCUGCACUACGAUCCCUACAGCAACCUGCUGUGCGUGGUGCGGGGCGCCAAGACGGUCUGGCUGCUGCCCCCCAGCGCCACCCCGCACCUGGCCCCGCAGCCGCUGACCAGCGAGUCGGCCAACCACUCCCCGGCAGACCUGGCGCAGCCCGACCUCGGUCGCUUCCCGGGCCUGGAGGCAGCCCUGCCCAAGCUGCAGGUGUUUGAGCUGGCCGCGGGCGACGCGCUGUUCAUCCCAGAAGGCUGGUGGCACCAGGUGCACAGCACAGAUGGCACGCUGGCGGUCAAUUUCUGGUACUACCUUCGCCGCCUGAUGCAGAGCCUGCUGGAGCAGCAGAAGCAGGCUUCCUUGGCUGCGCUGCCGCGCUGCGACCUGCUGCAGCAGGCAGCCGCUGCAGGCGUUGCCGAGCAGCAGCCACGGGAGGCUGAGCAGCCAGUAGCAGCAGGCAACCCGGCUGAGGGAGAGGAAGAGGGAGGGCCAGACCAGCAGCCACGACUGUCCCCUGAGCAAGCGGCAGCUGUAGGAGUCCUAGCAACAGCGCUGGCUGACCAUCAGAUGGCGGGCCCAGGGAGCGAGCCGCCGCCGCUGGUGGCCGCCGUCGUGGCCACUCUGUCGGCCUCCUCGGCACAGGCGCUGCUAGAUGUGCUGCUGCACCUGCGCAGGCGGCACCCGCAGCUGGCGGCGCACCUGCUCCUGCAGGGGCUGGGCCCCGCGGGCUGGGAGCUGCUGUCUGGCGCCUUUGAGCGGCGGCAGGAGGAGCUGGCGGCGGCAGGGGGCGGGGAGGCAGCCGAGGAUGCUGUGUCUGCGGUGUGCGACGAGCUGUACAGCGUUGUGGACCGGCAGCAGCUGCUGGAUGUGAUCCUGGAGCGCAAGCAGGCCUUUGCCAGGGAGGCGCUGAGGGCCGUGCUGGGCACGGAGCUGGCGGGCUGCCUGUGA
Messenger RNA from Chlorella variabilis, 1431 nucleotides. RefSeq lists its product as hypothetical. The transcript has 5 exons. Bases 1 to 1431 code for a protein of 476 amino acids. NCBI's taxonomy places the organism in Eukaryota, Viridiplantae, Chlorophyta, Trebouxiophyceae, Chlorellales, Chlorellaceae. Gene Ontology annotation, molecular function: 2-oxoglutarate-dependent dioxygenase activity. The record is from RefSeq and is a predicted model, not a curated record.